Guillardia theta CCMP2712 is the source of this 2514-nucleotide messenger RNA. RefSeq lists its product as hypothetical. The transcript has 6 exons. Lineage: Eukaryota; Cryptophyceae; Pyrenomonadales; Geminigeraceae. The record is from RefSeq and is a predicted model, not a curated record. The coding region runs from base 1 to 2514 and encodes 837 amino acids.
AUGAGGGCGAGGAAGGGGAGGAUGAAGAAGACGGGGACGACGAUGGGUGCAACGAUGGCGAUGGUGAUGGUAGUGAUGAUGAUGAUGACGAUGAUGGAAGUGAACGAGUCAAGUUGUGUCAGGCUGGUCAUACCCAACACUGUCAGGCUACGGGGAGGCGCAGAGCAAGAGCCGGGGUACGAUCCUUUCGGUGAUUCCAAUCAGUUCUCGAUUGAGGAUUGGAACGUGGGGGGGAGCGACCCUGAGAUCGAGGUGCGAGACUCCGAUGAAGACUUUCAGACUGCAUACCGUUGUAUGCAUGACGGUCAGGAUUACUCGGUGAAGACUGUGAGCAAGGAAUCUGUCGAGACCAUACAAGACUUCCUGGCCUUUCCUUUCGAUGAGAAGAGCGUGGAAUUCUUGGAGAAGAGGCUGACUUUCAGAGGUCUGAUGGAGAUCAUCAAUGGCAAGGUAGGAGCACAGAUCAGCCCAAACAUCUCGCACCUGAAGGCUGUCAGGUGCCUUGAGAAGAUCAUGAGGUCGUUCAACGACAGCAAGAGCAUCGAGCUCUUCUUCAAAAAGUUUUCAAUCUCUCUCAGCUACUUAGCAUCGACGCUCAAGAAUGCGUUGAGGACUGUUGACCACCCUGGCGACUUCUAUGUCCUCAGCUGUUUGACCCGUCUAACUGAUGAACACGCUCAGCCCCUGCUUGUGGAGCAUGAGUUGCUCGUAGACGUCUUGAAGGGUCUUUGGAACAAGAACAGCGACACCAUUGUGAAAGUCUACGAAGUUAUGAUCAAAUUCUUCUCCACGGAUUUCGGGUUGGCCCAGAUAAAGGAAGAGAGUUGUCUUCAAAUAAUCCAGCAGGCCUUACAGGAUGACAAGUCGCAAGUCAGAAUGCGAGCGCUCGAGCUUCUCUUGAGGACGGUGAACAUAAGUCAGAAAGCUCAAGCCGCCUUCCGGGGCCUCAACCUUCAAUCCAUCUUGAUCGAGAGCUUCAACCAUCCCGACGACGUGCUUGUUCUCAACGCCAUUGAGCUCGCUUGGUUCUGCCCCAUCGAAUCUCUACCGAUAGAGGCGAUCUAUAUGUUCUUGGACGAUGCAAUCCUGGCGUGGGAGAAGAGGAAGGAGAGCGAAGACACCAUCCCCUAUGUCAGCUUGCUGCACGAGGAGAGGCUAAGAGCUGUGGCGAGGCAUUGGGCCCUGCAGGACGAGUCCAUCCCUCCCUUCAUGGUCAACCAGCUCGAGCUACACCUCUUGGACCUCACCAAUCGGCAAGAAACAGGCCCCGUGGCCUUGGCUAUCUCCACUUGUGCGAUGCUGUGCAGUACGAAGCGGGGAGUGAAGGUGUUCGAGGAAAUGCAGCUGUCGUUUGAAAUCACGCAGAACUUGCCGCAUUUUGCCUCGAGCACGAGAGAAGAUCUCUUCCUUGCUGCAAUCGUCCUCACGGAGAAUUUGAUUCUCAAUGCAAACCUCGAUAGCCGGUUAGAAAACGCUUUCAAGCAUUCUCAGGAUAACGUGCAGGGGUUGUUGAAGGAGGAGUUCCAGGAUCUUCCAUCUUGGUUGAUAGACUUGAUCAUGACAAUGCGGAAGCGAUUGUUCUACCUUGCAAACGUCCCUUUUCAUGAGCAGCGGAUCACAACCCUCUCGCUCAUGGAGAAACUCGCCCGCACUCCCACGGGUGCAAACAUUCUCCUACAAGAUGUACAGAUGAUCGACCUGCUCUUCGCACGCAACAAGAUCGGAUUCGUCGACGAGAACGAGGCAGACGCGAUCGAGUCAAAGCACAAGCUGGCAAGGAGCCUCUUGCUCCAUCCGGAGAUCGUCAAGAGUCGCUGCAGCCCGGAUGCUGUGCAGGCCCUGACGCUGCUCGUGGAGAACGGGCCCUUCUCUCCUGUCUACCUUAAGAACGCAUCCCUUGUCAGCAGGGCAGUUCCAAUCGUAGCGACAACGGCUGCAACGGCAGAACUGGUCAGGCAUCCGAGGAUCUGGCGCACGCUCAUGAGGACCUUGUUCAAUGCGACACUGACUAGACCGCAAGACUGCUUGUCCGUGAGUGGAGCAUGCUUCAUCCACUCCAUCUGGUCAAAGCGAAACCGCCAGAGGUCGCUCAAGGUGAAGGCAGAGUCCUCGAAGCUCAGCAGAUCCCUUCCCCGCACAAGCACCACUGUCAAGAACAGCGACGACCAACAGGCCAGCGCCGCUGAGGCGGCAAGGAACGGGAGAGGAGACCAAAUGCCGAGCAAUCCGGGAGCAAGCAGACCGGCGACUGCGUUGCCAAAUCUGCGAAGCAUCUGCCCCCUUCCUUGCCAGCUCCUGUAUUGCGAAGGGGGAGCGAUCUGCUGGAUGGCAUCAUUGACGAGAUACGUCCAGAGGUCGUUCAAUACUUGGAAAAUCAACUGGAACGAUACAGCAAUGGCGAGGACGGGAGUCGUGAACAAGAAAACCACUCCAGAAAUCAGGAUCAUGACAGACACGACAGAGACGAUAGGCUUCAAGGGAUAUUGCUCUCUUGCCCCAUGCUCGAAUGGAUGA